UUGAUGUCACGUGAAUUUGAAAAAGAAUUGUUGGUAUCAGAAUUAGACAUGACCUUCAACUCUACUUCACGGUGGGAUGAUUUGCGAAAACAUGCACGGUCUUAUGAGAAUGAGUUGGAUACAAAGCUUGUAGCUUUCUCAAAGCUUGGCAACUCUUUUGCACAAGACAUGGAGAGGGACGCUGCACCACUUCUAACAGGAGACAACAUCUUCGACACCAUGUCUGUUGAAAUUGAAAGUAUAUUGGCUAGCCUGACAUCAGCGAACGAUGAGAUGGCAGAUUUGUUGGGAAGUGUGAACACAACUGCUUCAAUGAGACACAUCUGUCAGAGACACAGAGACAUACUCCAGGAUUACACACAAGAAUACUGUAAAACCAAGUCAAACAUACAAGCAUUCAAGGACAGAGAAGAAUUACUGGGAUCCGUCCAUCAAGUGAACUCGUUUAAGAACGGCUUGAAUAACAGAAAACAAGAUUUCUUUUUAAAAGAAAACGAAAACAUCAUGGGAGCUGACGGAGUAACUAACGACGCAAUCAGCAUAGCCAUCGCUACAAAAGAGAAUCUGUAUUCUCAACGAGGAGGUCUGUCAGGGAUCACUAAUAAAAUGAACGCUAUCUCAAACAAGUUCCCUAUGAUCGGGAGCCUAAUGAACAAGAUUAAUGUCCGCUCUAGAAGAGACUCUAUUAUCAUGGCUGCUGUGAUUACUGGGUGUCUCAUUGCGUUAUUCUUGUUUGCUUGAGUGUUUGUUGAAAAGUGGCAUUGCCAUGGGAAUCUCAGGGACAAGAAAUGAAAUUCAAAGAGUUUUGAUGGAUAGAAAAUAACUGAUGAACCAAUUUUGAUGGAUUGAAGACUUAAGAGUUAAGAGGAUGAAUCAAAUUAGCAGUUAGCACGCUCAAUUUUUGUGUCAUGACCUCAGGGCUUUCAUUUUUAUGUAAUUAAGAAUGGUAAUAAUAAUUGCUUAUUUGUUAAUUAGGUAGUACUAAUUUGCUAGUUAUUUAAAAGUCUGAAUGGAAUCAGUUCCGUGAUAUUUUGUUCUUAAUUGAAAAGUUUAAUCUUCAAUAUUCUAAUUUUGCAACUUUAU
Bolinopsis microptera is the source of this 1083-nucleotide messenger RNA. RefSeq names its product Golgi SNAP receptor complex member 1-like. The record is from RefSeq and is a predicted model, not a curated record. The coding region runs from base 4 to 741 and encodes 245 amino acids. Gene Ontology annotation, biological process: vesicle fusion; endoplasmic reticulum to Golgi vesicle-mediated transport. The transcript has 7 exons. Gene Ontology annotation, molecular function: SNAP receptor activity. Lineage: Eukaryota; Metazoa; Ctenophora; Tentaculata; Lobata; Bolinopsidae. Gene Ontology annotation, cellular component: Golgi medial cisterna; cis-Golgi network; Golgi membrane.